AGUCACGUCGAGAAUCUAGUAGAAGUUGAGCGUAUAUUACGUUUAGUAUCUAGAAUGUAAACAAAUAAAUAUUUAUUUUUGAGUGAAAUAUCUCAAUAACUGUUUACAAAAUGACGAGAAUAACAAUGUCGGAUUACGUGCAUGUGUUGUGUUUGUUUGUGUUAUUGAUUGUGAACGUUCAAAAUGUAUAUUCCAAUACUUUUAUUAGUGAACAUGAACAUGUUCAUUGUACUCAUGAACAUCCAACUGAAGACCAAGUAGUUCGAGGCGUUCAUAUAGAACCUGCGCACAUAGUAAAGAAACGUAGCAUAGACCAGCCUUUAAGAAUAAGUAUAUUUUACGAUGACUCUGUAUAUAGGUUAGAACUAGAAAAAUUCGUCUUAAUAAAUAACACAAUAUUACCAGAAGCUGUGAAGUUCUGGGAAGAAGCUUUAAAAGUUAGGAAGACUGGAGGACCAAUAAGACUAAAUAGAAAAUGUCCAACACGACAAGUGUUCGUUCGUGGUGGAAGAUCACACUGCAUAGAUGCCUGUAACGCUGAGACAAUGUGCGGCGAAGUGAGAGUACCGGAACAUCAUUUAAAUCCGUGUUAUGUCUGCAACAGUACGGGACACAAUUGCAGGGCGUUGCCAAGAAUCCGUCCGAGUAUAUCUGAAGAAGAAGAGGGCAAGGAAGUCACAGACAAUACGCUUGGGGAUACCACGGAAUCUGACGCAACAGACGACCUGGAAGAGAUCAGCGGCGUGGAAGACACAGAUUUCGUUCUGUACGUUAGUGCGGUGGAGACGGAGAGAUGUAAGAGAGGUCUGACUGUUGCAUACGCGUCACAUUGCCAACAGGAGUCAGCUUUAGACAGACCCGUAGCUGGCCACGCCAACUUCUGUCCUGGCGAACUGUCAACUAAGUACAGAGACCUGCCCUCCGUUAUGUCGACUGUGAAACAUGAAAUGCUUCACGCUCUUGGGUUCAGUGUGUCGCUGUUCGCGUUCUAUAGGGACGACAAUGGUGACCCGCUCACUAAACGACGACCUGAUACUGGAAAUCCUCCAUUGGAUGAAGAGCUGCAGAUCCAUAAAUGGUCGGACCGCGUCGUCAGGAAUGUCACCAGGAAGAACUGGAUGAUCAGAGGCGGGUACAUGGAGAGGACUUUUCAUAUGAUGGUCACACCACGUGUUGUCAAAGAGGUCAGAGAGCAUUUCAACUGUUCAGAGCUGGAAGGGGCUGAACUCGAAGAUCAGGGGGGAGACGGGACACAUCUCACGCACUGGGAGAAGCGAGUGUUUGAGAACGAGGCGAUGACCGGUACCCACACUCAGAACUCCGUAUUCAGUCGCGUAACGUUCGCCCUCUUAGAGGAUACUGGCUGGUACCGCGCCGAGUACUCACGGGCCGAUCCCCUCCACUGGGGGCGGGGGAGGGGAUGCUCCUUCGCCAUGCAAUCCUGUAAACACUGGAUGCACGACCAUACCUACAGACGCAAGAAUCCCGCGCCGUUCUGCCAGAGGAUCAAGGGUAGUCCACUCCGCACAGAGUGUUCCCCUCACCGGUCCGCUGUGGUACUGUGCAACCUCGUCAGGCAUGACACCAUACUGCCCAGACAAUACCAGCAUUUCGACCUUCUACCAAACGUCCCUCCUGGUGACGAGGCAUUCUACGGCGGAUCAGUAUCUUUGGCGGACUACUGUCCGUAUCUGCAAGAGUUCACGUGGAAGCACAAGAGUGUGCUGGUGAGAGGAAGCAGGUGUUCCUACGAGGAGAACACGCCGAAGGCUGAUGUCAAUUUCGCCUUGGAGAACUACGGACAGCACUCGAAAUGCUUCGACCAUAGUGACCGAGUGUGGGAGCAGAAAUCAUGUAGACAGAUAAGAGAAUGGCAACACUGGGGCUCCGGUUGCUACAAAUAUAAAUGUGAGAACGGAAGACUGCAUAUAAUGGUGGGCGGGUACACGUACACGUGCUACCACGCGGGGCAGGUGCUGCAGGUGCGCGCCGUGCGCGGGGGCUGGCUGCACCGCGGGGGGGUGCUGUGCCCGCCCUGCAACGACCUCUGCAGGGAACACUUCCAGAUUCGUAAUGAAUUUUGUAAAAGAGGAGAAGAAGCACCCCCACCUAAUUUAUAUCCCAACGAUGUCCUAAAGUGUUCCGCUGUGACAAUUACACCGACCGCCAUUUUGUCGACGGCAGCCAUCUUGUGGAGUAUAACGUCAUAAUAACUUUAGCGCCGAAUUAUUUGAAUUAAACCAACGAAGACUUAAAAUAUCAAAUUUGAUAGGUUGUUUUUUAAUGUUUACUAGCAGUUUUUUUAAAGAAUAUUUAUUGCCCUGAAUUUAUUAUGUUCGCUUAAUUUAGGAGUGUAAAGAAUAUGUCUUAUCAACGAAGGAAUAAAGUUGAAUUUUGCGUAAUUUCGCUACAAAUUGGUGUAGCUAAGAUUUUUUUAUAGAUGACGCGGUAAUGAAAUACAUUCCUUGAAAACUACACAGAAAAAUGGACUUAUGAAUUGUGGGUGGGACUUAUGAGUUGAGGACAGUUUGAAAUGUGUUUUGAAAUCAAGUUUUUUUCUGUAUGAAUUGUGGAAUAAUCAAUAAGUUUAAAAGGAAUGUCCAUAUUAUGUAGACAUACCUACUAUACUAUUAAUAGGGGCUCGGAUAACAUAAAGAAGCUGAUUUAAAUUAAUCAGGAUGCUU
Messenger RNA from Diatraea saccharalis (sugarcane borer), 2684 nucleotides. The record is from the annotation of a GenBank genome assembly. NCBI's taxonomy places the organism in Eukaryota, Metazoa, Arthropoda, Insecta, Lepidoptera, Crambidae.